GUAAUGCCUCAGGGCCACCUGUUUCUGACGUUUACUUGGUUCAUUUAAAAAGUCUGAGGCUAGGAGAUAUCGUCAUUGGCACAUUGUGAAACUCCUAGUAUUACGUAGGAUUAGCUAAGCAGCGUGAUCGGUAACAUUAGUUCUUUUUCAGAUUAGCGAAAUCUGCUAAAAUAAUUGUGCAUUAGUAUAUACUACUUAACCAAUAAAGCAGUCAAGAUGGUGUCACGAAGUUUGUUGAUUAGUACCGGAAACAUUUUGUCAUUUAACGAAGUUAAGAAGAAAGCAGGACAAAAUCCAACGGACGAGCUACUUGAAUCAUUGAGAAUCGUAUUGAAAGAUUCUCAAAGUAAGGAUGAUGCUUCAACCGUAUUGCAGGUAAAUAGAAAGGAGAUGCACGAAACAGAUGUGGAUAGAAAGGAAUUAAAAAUUACUGUAAAGAUUUUCAUUUCUUCUCCGAAAGCUGAUUCAUUGAAGGACUCGUUAGAACAAGUUUUUCAUACGUUACAUACCGAUACAAUAGAAUCCUUGAUAAUAGCUUAUGGCAAAGUAGAGCCUUCGGAGGACAUAUUAAAGUCACUCCAAAGUUUGUGGACUGUAUUGGAAGAAUAUGUAAAAGCUGGGAAACUUUCAAGCAUCGGUGUCAGUGACGUGGAUACAGAUGUUUUUAUUGAGCUGUUCCAGUGGGCAAAUGUGAAGCCUAAUAUUGUACAAAUAAAUUUAGCUACUUGUUGUGUUGUGCCACCAGCUUUGCAAGUUUUCACUAAGGAAAAUGAUGUACAGUUAUUAACACACAGCGAUCCAUGUCAGAUUUUAACGAAUGAUGCGCUGGACGAAUUUUUCGGGCCCGGCGUGAAUGUCCACUGGGUCGCUCGAUAUCAAGUUCACGUCAAGUGUCGGGGUGUACUCUCUUCAAAGGGAUACUUAGUGUACAUCAAUAAGCCAGCCUAGAAAUCAUGAUGGAAUAAAGUUUACUCGAUUCAAAUUUAUGGGUCUCAGGUUUUAUAAUAAUUAAGCUAAGUCCGUUAAAAUACGUAACAAUUUCUCUUUAACUGUAAAAAUCUAUCCUUCUUUGUGAAAUUGAUUCUUCUUCUUCUUCUUGAUCCUUUUUGGCUUUAUGCUCAAGAGAGCCAAGUGCUAGUAUGAAAAUGAUUCUUUUGAAAAUUUGAAACAUUACAAACAUUAUAAAAGUGUCUUGCGAAUGUCCUGAGUUCCUAUGAACACAUUAUGGACAUUGUAUACUUUUGGGUUUAUUAAUGUUUUACAUUAACAUUUUUUAAAGUCUACCAUAGCCAGCUAACAUAUUUCUAAAUUGUGAAAAAAUAUAUAUUAAUUCAACAAAGUGGAACACAAAGAAAUGUAAAAAAAUAUUUCAAUGAUUUCGUAUCAUUACUAUCCCUUCAGUAAGAAUUACUGUCAAUGUAUCUACUCUUAUUUUCUUUUUCACCCUUAUAAAAGAGUAAUAAAUAAUGUAAAAACGCUUUAUAUAUUCAGCCAUUUAUUUGCAUAAUACAACGCAAUUACUAAUUUA
This is a messenger RNA of Cephus cinctus (wheat stem sawfly), 1528 nucleotides long. RefSeq names its product glutamate--cysteine ligase regulatory subunit (gene Gclm). The record is from RefSeq and is a predicted model, not a curated record. Gene Ontology annotation, biological process: glutathione biosynthetic process. The transcript has 6 exons. Gene Ontology annotation, molecular function: enzyme regulator activity; glutamate-cysteine ligase catalytic subunit binding. NCBI's taxonomy places the organism in Eukaryota, Metazoa, Arthropoda, Insecta, Hymenoptera, Cephidae. Gene Ontology annotation, cellular component: glutamate-cysteine ligase complex. Bases 217 to 948 code for a protein of 243 amino acids.